This is a messenger RNA of Cryptococcus deneoformans JEC21, 1495 nucleotides long. RefSeq lists its product as hypothetical. Gene Ontology annotation, biological process: NADPH regeneration. Gene Ontology annotation, cellular component: cytoplasm. The coding region runs from base 221 to 1321 and encodes 366 amino acids. Gene Ontology annotation, molecular function: nucleotide binding; oxidoreductase activity. NCBI's taxonomy places the organism in Eukaryota, Fungi, Basidiomycota, Tremellomycetes, Tremellales, Cryptococcaceae. The record is from RefSeq and is a predicted model, not a curated record. The transcript has 8 exons.
GGUGCGAUUCGCAUACCGUUCGCUCUCUUUCGUUCGGGGCAGAGCUCGGCGACUUCGGUAUUCCCCUAUGUAGGAAGGAAGAAUCGUUGAAACGACUACAUAUACAGACUGACGUUCUAGCUCUCCCACAUCCUCAGCACAGCAUAUCAUCGCACUAGUUACUUCAAGCAUUUCGAUCAUCUCAAAAAAGUUCCAUCAGACUCAACAACAAUCUCUCACGAUGACAAUUGAAAUCCCAUCGUCUAACAGGAAGGCCCGAAUUGGUGUGAUGGGCGUGGGCCGAAUGGGCAAACGACAUGCCAGAAAUAUCGCCGAGUUCGCCCCUAGAGCCGAGCUUGUGGCGGUCUCCGACCCAUACCCCGAGGCUCUGGAAUGGGCCAAGGCCAACUUGCCUUCCACAGUUAAGACGUACAGUUCCUCUGAGGAGUUGAUCAACGAUCCCGACAUUGAGGGAAUCCUGAUUGCCACUGAGACCGCCUUCCACGCCGAGUACGCCAUCAAGGUCAUUGAGGCUGGCAAGCACGCACUUAUUGAGAAGCCGAUCUCGGUGGAUAUCGAGCUUACGAAGCCGGUCGUGGCAGCUGCAAAGAAGCGUCCUGAUCUCAAGGUCAUGGUGGCUUUCUCGAGGAGAUUCGACGCAUCCUACCAAGAAGCGGCUAAGCGGAUUGAGGAUGGACAACUCGGCUCAGCGUACCUUAUCAAGUCUUGCACAAACGACCUUUACGACCCUACUGGCUACUUCUUGAACUACGCCAAGAAGUCUGGCGGCAUUUUCAUGGACUGCGGCAUCCAUGACAUCGACAUUGGUCGAUACCUUUUGAACGUUGGCAACACAGAUGGGCUCAAGAAUCCUGCCAAGCAGGUUUCCAAAGUCUUCGCAACGGGGCUGAACACUGUUUACCCCGAAUUGGCAGAGAUGGAGGAUUGCGACAACGCUCUCGGCAUAAUUGAGUUCGAAAAUGGCUCAAAGUUGAACAUUCAUCUCUCCAGGACUUCAAUCCACGGGCACGACGUCGUGUGUGAGGUGUUUGGGACUAAGGGAAAGUUCGUGAUCAACGCUGUUCCCAACAUCUCCCGCGUCGAGAUCCGCGACGAACACGGUGUCCGAACGGAGUCUCACCCCUCAUAUUAUGAGCGAUUUUUCGAGGCUUUUAAGACAGAAGUCCAAACUUUCUCAAGUUGUAUCUUGGACGACACACCUGUUCCCACUCCCCCCCACGACGCCCUCGAGGCCGCGCAAAUCGCCACAGCGCUCACUCAUUCAUUCCGCACUGGCAAUCCUGUAUACUUCGAUGACAAUGGAGAGCCUAUUUUGAAGUAGAACCGACGAGGAGGUCGUGCUUGAGAUUACGUAUGAGCUUGAUUUUGGUGUCAUCGGUUUUGGCCUUGUGAGAAAAUAUUGUAUGCAGCAUAUGAUGGGCAUUUGUUCAAUAUAUUCAGUUGAGAAGGACGUCUUCAUUGCAUCCUACCCCAUUAAGUAAUGAUUAUCUCUGAG